Rhodamnia argentea is the source of this 585-nucleotide messenger RNA. RefSeq names its product stigma-specific STIG1-like protein 4. The record is from RefSeq and is a predicted model, not a curated record. Lineage: Eukaryota; Viridiplantae; Streptophyta; Magnoliopsida; Myrtales; Myrtaceae. The transcript has a single exon. Bases 1 to 585 code for a protein of 194 amino acids.
AUGCGGCUACACAAUGUGCUAAUCGUGUUCUCGUGGCUACUCUUGUUAUAUGCAUGUUCCUUGAUAACGGAAGCUAAGCCGACAACUUCAAGGGUCUGGAAAAAUGCAACCAAUGCCUCAUCGUCGUCUCCAUGGCUAAAGAUGGUGUCCAAGGACGGAUGGCCGAGGCCCGUCGGGUGCUGGAGCAGGUCAUGGAUAUGCAACCAAGGGGAGUAUCCGCCAUUCCGCAAGCAGUGCUGCAGGAACCGGUGUGUUGACAUCACUUCGGACGUCGACCACUGUGGGUUGUGCGCCAUCAGGUGCCCUUACACUUGGCAGUGCUGCUUCGGCCUCUGCAGGAACAUAAACAUCAAUCCGCUUCACUGCGGUCGGUGCUUCAACCGCUGUCCCUUUGGGGUUCCAUGUCUCUUCGGCAUGUGCGGAUAUGCCAAGCCUCUGCCACCGCGCCGCCCUUACCCUCCCAAGCAACCCUGGCCUCUGCCACCACGCAGUCCUUACCCUCCCAAGCAACCCUGGCCUCCCAAGCAACCCUGGCCUUUUCCGCCCCGCCCACCCAAGGGAGAUCAGCCACCUGCGGUCGCUUGA